AUCCGCGUUGCGUUAUGUAAAACGAUAGUUUUGAAACAAACGUUUUUGAUUCACGUGAUUCGGAACCAUUGCCCUUUUUUCGGGCGAAGUCUGACUUCAUGGUACCUAUGUUAUUGUUAUUUCAAGCACUCUUAUAAGGUUUAAGUACUAAGACACACUUUCACUGGAGAUCCUGUUCCUGAAUAGAUGACAGUCGCUGUCCUGUGAGCCACUGUGCAGUGCAGCAGCAUGUUCCAGAAACCAGAUGCCAGUAAGGAUGCGUUCCUGGAGCAGGCGCGGGCGGCGCGCGAGGAGCGCCACAUGCAGCAGCGCCGUGAGCGCGCCGCCGUCCGUGUGCAGGCACUCGUCAGGGGCUUCCUGGCGCGGCGCGGCGCCCGUCGAGAUGUCACCCGCCGGCUGGAGGCGGUGCUGCAGUCGGCGGCCGGCGCCGAGGAGUCGCCGCCGCUGGUCGCCGCUCAGGAGGUGUACCGCUGUGUCAGGGACUACCUGGUCAUCACCGGCGGUCGCGACGGACAGCGCUUCGGACAGAUCUGCAGGUACCUGGUGCACAGCAUGGCCUCGGACUCGCUGAAACUGUGCUACGCGUCCGUGGCGCUGAACCCGCAGCACGCGGUCGGCUGGAUCCGCCAGAUGAGGACGAUCCUGGCACAGUGUCUGACCCGACUGGAGACGCUGCGCCCAGAGACGGCCGGAGACGCGCCGACUGUGACGCUGUACCUGCACAUGCUGCUGACGUUCACGUCGACGUCCAGCUGGCGGCUGCUGACUAACCCCAGCCACGAGAAGCUGAGGCCCGUCAUGGACAAACUGUGCCUGGCCCUGCUGCAGCACGCCAGCGCCGCGCACCUCAUGAGGACGCUGAAGGAGGUGCUGGUGCGCGGGCUGGCCCGCUCUGACACUCAGCCCUCUCCGCCGCCAGGAGGUGCUGGUGAGGUGCUGGUGCGCGGUCUGGCCCGCUCGCGGCCGGUGCUCCGGCACGCCUCUCUCACAGCCUGUAUGACGCUGGCGCUGCGGCCGCUGGUGGCCUCCCAGUUCUCGGCCAAUGACGUCAGCGCCUACCUGAUCAGCGUGCUGAGCGUGCCCGGCCUGGUGUCGCACCUGCAGAGCACGGCCCCGGAGUGUCUGUCGGCCAUCAGCACUCACGGCCUGCUGGCCAAGUGCACGGCCCACCUGCUGGACCAGCAGGCGCUGCGGAUCGUCUUCAACACACUGGAGGGCAACUACGCGCUGUGUCUGCUGGCCAACCUGGUCCACCUGGCGUACCUGCAGGAGCCAGACACCCUGGCCUCCGUGCUCUGCCCCGACCUCAGCCUGGUGCUGACGCGGCUGCUGGAGAGCCUGCAGAAGUACGUGCAGAACAAGCGCUCCAACCUGAGCCAGUGGCACCCGGUGCUGGGCUGGUUCAGUCAGCCGCUCGACCCGCGGCUCACUGAGGCGCUGCCGGCCGUGCGCGCUCAGCUGCAGCUGCUCUGGAGCCGGCCCAUCUCGGCGGCUCUGUUCGCCGGCAUGGAGCGCGCCCCGGCCCCGGCGCCGGCGCCGGCCGGAGCUGCCCAGCCGCCGCCGCCGGACGGCCGGCUGGCCGGCUGGCUGCGCCGCGCCCUGGAGCGCGGCCGGCCCGGCGCGGCCGCCGCCCGCCGGCUGGGCAGCGCCGAGUGCGCGCGCGUGGCGCUCGUCUGCUCCCUGUACCAGACGGCGCUGCAGACGCUCACCCAGCUGCGCUCCGACAUACUCACCAGUCUGUGUUACGGCGGCAGUCUGCUCCCCGACCUGUGGUCGCUGCUGCGCGGCCUGGGCCCCGACUGCGGCCUCCGGCAGUUCGUCGGCCUGCUCGGCUCUCCGGACGGCAGUGCCGCCCCCGAGUUCCACGUCGUCUCCAUGUUCUGCGACUGCAUGGCCAACUACGUGGUUGUCCUGGACGACAUUGAGAUGUACGAGGAGCAGAAGCUGUUCAAGUUGGAGGACUACGUUCAGAUAUCGGGCUUCCUCAACACGUUCGUGUACAAAAUCAUCAGCAACAACCUUAUCGACGCUAAGUCGCUGCCGACCAGCUCCCUGUUCCAGUCUCUGCACGCGCUGCUGCUGCUCCUCUACAAGCGGGACUGCCGCAGACAGUUCGCGCCCAAAAACCACUGGAUCAUCAGGGAGAUCAAGAUCAGCUUCCUCAAUGACGUCGAGAAAAACAAAAAGUGGGCACUGCUGCUGCUGCAGAAGGUGCCGCACGUCCUCCACCACGAGGAGCGCGUCUACCUGUUCCGCCAGGAGGUGUCCAAGGAGCGGCUGGCGCUGGGGCUGACCGAGUCGCCCUUCACCUCGCCCCAGUCCACCCUGAUUACCAUACACAGGUCCCGCCUGCUAGAGGACGGCUACCGCCAGCUGGCGACACUCUCACCGCAGCUGCUCAAAGGCAUCGUCCGCGUCAAGUUCAUCAACGAGCAAGGCCUGGACGAGGCCGGCAUCGACCAGGACGGCGUGUUCAAAGAGUUUCUGGAGGAGACGAUCCGGCGUGUGUUCGACCCGAGUCUGAGCCUGUUCCAGACGACCAGCGAGCAGCGGCUGUACCCGUCGCCGGCCUCGUCCGUUCACCACGACCACCUGCAGCUCCUCGAGUUUGUCGGAAAGAUGCUCGGAAAGGCCGUCUACGAGGGUAUCGUGGUGGACGUGCCUUUCGCGCCGUUCUUCCUUUCUGAGCUACUCGGCCACUCGCACAAGAACCUCUACUGUUCGGUGGACGAGCUGCCCUCGCUGGAUCCGGAGCUCUACAAAAACAUCACCUACAUCAAGCGGUACGACGGCGAUGUGCAGGACCUGGGGCUGACGUUCUCGUACGACCAGGACGUGAUGGGCCAGCUGGUCACUCACGACCUCAUCCCGGGCGGACGCGUCAUACCCGUCACCAACGAGAACAAGAUCCAGUACGUGUACCACCUGGCCCAUUUCCGGAUGCAGACGCAGAUCAAGGAGCAGACGGCGGCGUUCAUCCGCGGCUUCCGCGCGCUGGUCCGGCCGGAGUGGCUGCAGAUGUUCUCACCGCCAGAGCUGCAGCGGCUGAUUGCCGGCGACAACGUGGACCUGGACGUGCGCGAGCUGAGGAAGUACACCCAGUACUACGGCGGCUUCCACGACCGGCACCGCGUGGUCGUCUGGUUCUGGGACGUUCUCGACAAGGACUUCACGCAGGAGGAGAAGAAGAUGUUCCUCAAGUUCGUCACCUCCUGCUCCAAGCCACCGCUGAUGGGGUUCGCCCAUCUGGAGCCGCCCUUCUCCAUUCGCUGUGUCGAGGUCGGCGACGACGACGACACGGGAGAUACGAUAGGCUCGAUGCUGCGCGGCUUCCUGUCUGUGCGCCGCCGCGACCCGGUCACCCGGCUGCCCACAUCGUCCACCUGCUUCAACCUGCUCAAGCUGCCCAACUACCAGAAGAAGGCCACCCUGCGCGACAAGCUGCGCUACGCCAUCCGCAACAACACCGGCUUCGAGCUGUCGUAGCGGCGCCUUCCGGUCAGUCCCGAGCCCGCCUCCCCUCCUCGCCAGUGGCUCCCGCUGUACCCCGUCCCGACCCGACCGGGCCGCAGCGCCACAGACCCCACCAGUCGACCCGACCGAGCCUCGACCUGUCUCCCCGGCCAAGCCACAAUCCGUGUGUAACGGCCUGUUGUUCCUUAUUGGGAAAUUGGCGAUAUUUAUUCAUAGUCGGUUAUGGUUUAUCAUUAACAUUAUUUUCCCUAUUGCGAUCGAAUUCAUCUAUGAAAAAGUUGCGAGGUUUUCAGCUCCGAAUUAAAAUUAACGUGCACUACGGAAUUCAACGAACUUACAAAACCUUUUUGGGUGGCAAAAUAUAUUGAGGAAAGGAUUUGUUUUGCGAGCUACGCUUUACACGUCAUGAUUAUUGAAAAAAAUUACGCAGUUAUGCGAUAUCGAACCAGCAGUAUCCUACAAAUCAUGUGUCGCCAUUUAAUUCGCUUUCCCGGUGGUCCUAGUCCGAAACGGCUGUCCGGAUUGGGUCGCAAGUCGGUCCGUGAUGGUCCCAUCGGCUGGUCCGUCGGUCCACUGGGCUGGUCCUAGCCAGUGAUUGGCUAAGAUGCAAUGACAACUAUUUUCCACUCUCGUCGCUCGCUAACUUCCUUUGGUCCCAUCAGCUGGUCCUCUGGUCCCAUCAGCUGGUCCUCUGGUCCCGCCAGCUGAUUCUCUGGUCCCUAGUCAGCUGGUCUGCACCUGCCCCCAUCAUCUGCCCUCCCCCGGCCUGUUUGUGUCGGCACCGGGCGUCGCUGGGGGGAGGAGCGAUCUCCAGAGGGGCCCCUGUCCCCUCUGAUCGAUGCCACCCUGGCCCCGGGAGCGGGGUAUCCGUCCGCCGGCGAUCGGAGGGGCGGCCGAACGCUCACCGCGCCGGCAGCGGCAGACAGCGGCCGGCGCCGGGCGCCCCUUGUGGCCGACAGGGUACCGCCGGAUGUGUGCCUGCCAUAGAGACGAGUCGGCUCCGUGAGGAGACAGGACACUCGUAUGAGGGAUUGGGGAGACUUUUGAGGGGUGAGGGAGACGUUUCACUCGGACAGUCACGGGCAGUGAGAUGAGAGGAAAAGUGUUCGUUAGACUGGUGAGAGGAGAUUGGUGCUAGAUGUGCAGGGUUACAGGCAGUUCGGUGGAAGGGAGAGUAUCGAGCCGUUCAGAGGAGAGUGGUGCCGGGUGUGCCGCCUGUGGGAGCCUGCAGUGCUGCCGGUAGUCUCGACUGUGAUAUAUAUCGCGUGUGUUUGAAUACGAUCGGCCUGCUGCGCGCCGCUGUCCGAUCAAAUUGUCAGCAGUCGCCGAUCUGAUUCCAUGAUCGUGAUCGUGGUGUUGUAUUCCAGUAUUUUUGUUAGACCUUCCUGACCUACAAUGAUCGUCGUGCUAUGGUAAUGGUGGCAAUAUGUUAUUGAACGCUAUGUGGAUAUUACUAUAAUCUGCCUUUGUGCGGGGCAGUGCGCCGAUGUUUUGUCGUAUGGCCGGGGCAAUAUCGGCGGUCUCUUUCAGUGCCGUGCGAUCCGCCCGUUUUCCGAGCGGCACAGGGCACGACUCCGUGACUUGCGGUGCCGGCUCUUCCCAAGUACCGGUUGACAAACUGGUUUAGAGGCGCGGCAACUGCGAAUAGCCAUGUUAUUGUACUGUGGUACGGUACCAGGGACAAAUGCGGCAGAAGCGCAUUAUCAUGUUAUCGUUUUCCGCGGUAUGCUCUUGUUUUGUGAAAUUCUAAUCUCGGUAAGCUUAUCGUCGUUUGAGUGUUGUCUUUCCUCGUGUCGACCUGUGUGCGACUUUCAAACUCUCGGAGCAUGUUUCCGUGUUUUGUCGCGUAAUGCACGUUUUCCCUUGGUGUCUUCCUCACUUUCCUGGUGCUUGGUGACCAAAGGAGACAGAUUCUCUCCUGGGUAUGGCCUUGUUGAAAGGCCUUCACAUCAGGAUCUAAAUCACUGCAAACUGUCUAGCUGCGAUCUCAGUGUAUGUUUUCGUCUCAUUGUUGUCAUAUUUUGAUGAGUUGUGAACUAAAUACAAACUUCUACGAA
Molecule: messenger RNA, 5531 nt
Organism: Amphibalanus amphitrite
Lineage: Eukaryota; Metazoa; Arthropoda; Thecostraca; Balanomorpha; Balanidae
Product: ubiquitin-protein ligase E3B-like
Exons: 21
Coding region: 229-3486 (1085 amino acids)
Biological process (GO): protein polyubiquitination; ubiquitin-dependent protein catabolic process
Molecular function (GO): protein binding; ubiquitin protein ligase activity
Source: RefSeq, a predicted model, not a curated record